Drosophila bipectinata is the source of this 1625-nucleotide messenger RNA. Its product is annotated as adipose-secreted signaling protein. Lineage: Eukaryota; Metazoa; Arthropoda; Insecta; Diptera; Drosophilidae. The record is from RefSeq and is a predicted model, not a curated record.
UUCAAAACGUUACCUGGCAACACUAGCAUUAACAACUGAUUAAAAUCGGGUGUCGCUAUUAUUUUUUAAAACAAACGGAAAGAGGCGCGACGACGGACCGAAUUUCAAUCAAAUUCUGUGUGAAAAGGCGCGCAAUCCAAACGACUACCGCUGGUAUUUAAAAUAACCCAACCGACUGAAGGAAUACAAUCCAUAUCCAGGAAUCCUGAAGAUGUGCGACGAAGCCGCCACCGAAACUCUGGAGCAUCCAGAUCACCAUGUCCACUUCGAUGCCGCCACAUUGAAGGACGACUUCGAAUCGGACAGCUGUGUGACAUAUCAGAGGUCGGGCGACACGAUCGUGGUUAGCCUGGGCUUCCUCCAAAUUAAUCAUCGCUACCUGAUCGACCUCAAGCUGCCCACAUCCCUGUUCGGCGACGCCAAGACCCUGGCCAGCAAGUUCGAGCCGGUGGUCAGUGCCACACCGAAUCUGCACUGCCGGAUCACAGAGUUUGCCGGCACCAAGCACGACGAGCACGACUUUUUCGAGAUGAAGAUCGAGUUCUUUGCCUACAAGGAGAAGCUGCUGCGCGAGGUCUUGCACAUAGUCAGCUCCAGCAAUGCCAAGGAGCUGCUGCAGCUGGUGAUCGCUGCUCGGGUGCUGGGCAAGGGCAAGGGAACGCCCAUGCUGCGCACUGGCAUCCACUGCAUCGGUGUGGAGCGGGACGAGGAUGAGUCAGAGGCUUCGGACUUUGCCGGAUUCGAUAGCAGCAAGCCUUAAGGAGGUGGAGGAGUCAUGCCUUGCCGCAAUUUGUUUUCCUAGUUAAUUGCAAAUAUUUACAUAGUUUUUAAGUGAGAAAGAAGGAAAGUGGAGAGAAUAAUAUGUAAAAGUUAGUUAUUACCUACAUAGAGCAACCAAUUGUGUAUGUAAACUUCAUUGAGCAUUUACGCUUAGGUUUCGGUUUCAGUUUCGGUUUCGGAUUCACUUUCUGUUUCUGUACUUAACAAUUGUCAAGCAUGCGGGCAAGUUGCCAGGAAUUCCCAUCACAAUUGUAAUGUUUACGUGAUUGUUACUAAUUGGCCAAGAACUUGACGUUUGUAAACAAAAUUUCAUGAACAGUUUGUGACCCAAUUACCUGAUUUUCACAAUAAUUAGUAUUUUCUUGUUCAAGACCUUAGUUCUAGAUCGUUUCUUUUGUCAACUGCACUGUACAUACCUUAUAUCUUUAAUCUCCAAUGCAAUGUAUUUAAAGUUAAUCCAAAAUGUAAACUCGAUGUAACAGAGACCAAGCUGCGGCCCAUCCUGGCAAUACUGAAUGCCUAAAAGUAUGCAAGACCAGACGCAAUUUAAUAUAUAAAGAAUUCAAGGUGCUAAUCGAUGCAUUAUCUAAACGGAUAUUUAACCUUUUUGACUAAAAUUAGCCCUUCCCAUAUUGGGCCUUUUGAUAACCUAUUCAAGCAUUGUGAAAAGUAUAAAUAACAAAAACAGCACCGUAACCAAUUAAUUAGAUUUUGUAAAUUAAAAAUCCAACAAAUUGGAGCUCAAUUCAUAAAACAAUAAACAGUAUACAAGCUAAGUUUAUUUCAAGUAGGCAGUGCCCCAAAAAAAUAAAUUUAAUUUUAAUAAAAUUUGUUAGACCCUAAAA